CCCCCCGCCUGUGUGUGUCGGGCAGGCGAGCGGCCAGUUUCGGGCUGUCUGCCUCUGUCUCUCCCCCGUCCGCCUGUCCCCUUCUCUUCCCCUCUACCUCCGGACGCCUAUUCAUGUUGGGGGUUUUCCCUGCUUCUUUUUCUCCUCCUCCUCCUCCUCCUCCUCUCCCUCCCGUAGUCUUCUCAUGCUUUCGCUCCCGUCAGUAAUAUAAUUUCACACCCUAGCUCCUCGGACGGUUCCCCAGCCGCCUCCAACCGAUCAUGUUUUCAACAGCGGAGCCCGAUCCAUCGUCCCCAACACCACCAGUGCAGACACUAUCAACUUUUAAACCUCCUAUUAGACCCGAUUUUGGCACAAUGGGUCGACCAAUCAAGCUUCAGGCCAAUUUCUUUGAAGUGGACAUUCCAAAAAUUGAAAUCUAUCAUUAUGAUAUUGAUAUAAAGCCAGACAAAUGCCCAAGAAGAGUAAACAGAGAAAUUGUUGAACACAUGGUUCAACAUUUUAAAAAUCAGAUAUUUGGCGACAGAAAACCAGUGUUUGAUGGAAGAAAGAACCUCUACACUGCUAUGCCUCUUCCUAUAGGGCGAGACAGGGUGGAGCUUGAGGUGACUUUACCAGGCGAAGGAAAGGAUAGAAUUUUUAAGGUGGUGAUAAAAUGGGUGGCAUGUGUCAGCCUCCAAGCCUUGCAUGAUGCACUUUCAGGUCGACUCCCAGCAAUUCCUUUUGAAUCUAUUCAAGCACUGGAUGUUGUGAUGAGACAUCUACCAUCCAUGAGGUACACUCCAGUAGGCCGUUCAUUCUUCACACCUUCAGAGGGGUGUUCCAACCCAUUGGGAGGGGGCAGGGAAGUCUGGUUUGGAUUUCAUCAGUCAGUCAGACCUUCAUUAUGGAAAAUGAUGCUUAAUAUUGAUGUAUCUGCUACAGCAUUUUACAAGGCUCAGCCGGUGAUUGAAUUCAUGUGUGAAGUUUUGGAUUUUAAAAAUAUUGAAGAACAGCAGAAGCCAUUAACUGAUUCUCAGAGAGUAAAAUUCACAAAGGAGAUAAAAGGACUUAAGGUGGAGAUAACUCAUUGUGGACAAAUGAAGAGAAAAUACAGAGUAUGCAAUGUUACUAGAAGACCAGCAAGCCAUCAAACAUUCCCACUUCAGCAAGAGAAUGGGCAGACUGUUGAAUGCACAGUAGCACAAUAUUUCAAGGAUAAGCACAAACUAAAUCUUCGCUAUCCUCAUUUACCAUGUCUACAAGUCGGACAGGAGCAAAAGCACACCUAUCUUCCUCUUGAGGUGUGUAAUAUUGUAGCUGGACAGAGAUGUAUAAAGAAGCUGACAGACAAUCAAACCUCAACUAUGAUUAGAGCCACUGCCAGAUCUGCACCAGACAGACAGGAUGAGAUCAGCAAACUGAUGAAAAGUGCUAGUUUUAAUGCUGACCCCUAUGUUCGGGAAUUUGGAAUAGGAGUGAGAGAUGACAUGACAGAUGUUCCAGGUCGAGUUCUUCAGGCACCUUCCUUGCUGUAUGGUGGUCGGAACAAGACAAUUGCUACUCCCAUUCAAGGUGUAUGGGAUAUGCGAGGUAAACAGUUUCAUACAGGCAUUGAAGUCAAAGUGUGGGCCAUUGCCUGUUUCGCUCCACAGAGGCAGUGCAGAGAAGAUACACUCAAAGCAUUCACAGAUCAAUUAAGAAAGAUAUCCAGGGACGCUGGCAUGCCAAUACAAGGUCAACCUUGUUUCUGUAAAUAUGCACAAGGGGCUGAUAGUGUUGAGCCAAUGUUCAGGCAUCUGAAGAACACCUAUGCAGGACUUCAACUGGUGGUGGUGGUGCUUCCCGGGAAAACUCCAGUUUAUGCGGAGGUUAAACGUGUGGGGGAUACGUUACUCGGCAUGGCAACUCAGUGUGUGCAGGUGAAAAAUGUGCUGAAAACCUCCCCACAAACACUUUCCAACCUUUGCCUGAAGAUCAACGUAAAGUUGGGAGGUGUCAAUAACAUAUUGGUGCCACAAGGAAGGCCGGCUGUGUUUCAGCAACCAGUAAUAUUUUUGGGUGCCGAUGUAACGCAUCCACCAGCUGGUGAUGGGAAGAAGCCCUCUAUUGCUGCGGUGGUGGGGAGCAUGGAUGCUCAUCCAAGUCGCUAUUGUGCCACAGUACGGGUUCAGCAACAUAGACAGGAGAUUAUCCAGGACCUUGCCAUCAUGGUCAGAGAACUGCUCAUUCAGUUUUACAAAUCUACCCGUUUCAAGCCCACACGUAUUAUAUUUUAUCGUGAUGGUGUUUCAGAAGGACAAUUUCAACAGGUGUUGCAUCAUGAGUUGCUGGCCAUUCGUGAGGCAUGUAUAAAGCUGGAAAAGGACUACCAGCCUGGCAUUACCUUCAUUGUGGUUCAGAAACGGCAUCACACCAGACUGUUUUGUACUGACAAGAAUGAAAGGGUCGGUAAAAGUGGCAAUAUCCCAGCAGGCACAACAGUGGACACAAAAAUAACACAUCCUUCAGAAUUUGACUUUUACUUGUGCAGCCAUGCUGGUAUUCAGGGAACAAGCCGACCAUCUCACUACCAUGUACUAUGGGAUGAUAAUCGUUUCAAUGCAGAUGAACUUCAAAUUCUCACAUAUCAACUUUGCCAUACGUAUGUUCGAUGUACGCGGUCAGUUUCCAUCCCAGCGCCAGCCUAUUACGCUCAUUUGGUGGCUUUCCGUGCCAGAUAUCAUUUGGUGGACAAGGAACAUGACAGUGCGGAAGGAAGUCACACAUCAGGCCAGAGCAAUGGCAGAGAUCAGCUGGCUCUAGCGAAAGCUGUACAGGUUCACCAGGACACACUACGCACUAUGUAUUUUGCUUGACAAGUGUAUUCGGUUGGUUGUUUCUGAACAGAGCUGGGCUAAGACAAGACCGGCUGUAUUUUACCAGGCAAUGUAGUGAAGAAUGAGUUGCUAGUUGUAUUGCUGUGUACACUGCCGUACCUUGCAAGUCUCCCUCAAUUAUGGGGUUCAGUGUUACACAGUAAUAUUUUAAUCAAGCCAAAUGUAAUGUUUUCCUUGAAAAGCAAAAGCAUUAAUAUUUGGAGGUCUGUGGUAGUUGUAUCAGUACAUAUCUCCACCACUGCAAGUUGAAUAAAUGCAGCCUAAUUCUGCAUUAGAUUUAAACUUGGUAGAAAGCUUUUCAAAGAAGAGAUAUGUGGAUGCAUUAAAGUAUGCAUUAGCAACUGCAUAUUUGAUUAAGGUUUGUUUAGGAUGGCAAAGUAAAGUAAGAAUUUAGAGGAUGGUGUGACUCUAAAGACAAAGUAUCCCAUUUGUUGGCUUCAAAUGGCAGAAUUUUGAGUUUCAAAAUUGAACAUUAAUGGCAUUCCUUUUUAUUAGAUCUGGAGUUUUAUCCAGUCAAUUCAAUUAAGACUACUGUAAUACAGUACUGUGAAAUAUGGCAAUCUUAAGUCAGAAUGGGGGCAAAGGUCUUUUAACAUAAAAUAAAUUUAUGAACAGCAAGUUUCAUUUUUUCCUUUGUUUGGACAGACAGUAUAAUGUGUAGGUAUGACUUUCUCAGCAGAUUGCCAGCAGAAGGCAUGCAGUCUUUUUAAGGUGUGUUCAGUAGAAAAUGUUGUGUAUUUCAAGCAAUUAAUCUUUGGAGACAAUCUAUAAAACAUUAACUAGACCAGAUGGGCACUAUUUUAUAUAUUGAGGUAAAGUCUCGUGAUAUUUUUAUAAGAUGCUGCAACUGACUAGUUCUCAACUCUUGAUACAAUAACGCUUGUGAUACAAAUCGAGUAUUUUUAUGCUAUGGUUAGUUUGCCACUACUGUGGCCAGCAGCCAAAUUGGAUGUAGGGAUUGCCAUGCCAAUUGCUUCACCUAUUUGAAUUUAAGGGCAUAUGAGAACUUUCAAAAUGUAAACUUUGAGAAUGAAGUAAAUUUCUGAACUACCUCGUGGUUACCCUCACAUCAGCAAAAACAUAAUGUGCACACAACACUGUCAAUGUUAGCAGAGCAGUUCGAAGAUGGUGCUAGUUUUUGUGCUAAGAGGCAAGAUUUAUUUUAAUGGUAGUCACACAAUUUUACGUAAAACUGAUUCGUGGAUAAAAUUUGUCACAGACUGAAACUGAACAUUUCUGUAUGAUAUAAACAUUUGUUUUGAUGGCCAAUAUGCACUUGUUAAAUGACAAAAAAAAACAUUUUUACAUACCUCAACUCUUCAGCAAAUCUUUAAAUCUCAAAGAGAGGGCAACCAGCAUAAAUUUCAGUGUUAGUGACUUAUUUAUAUGGCCAUAAAUGAAAACUAAUAUUGCACAUAGAUCUCAUCUGAGCAACACAUUUGCUUUUGAAGUUUUGUAACAAGUGUAGAUAAGGCAACUUGGAGAAUAAUUUUAUUAAACUGUUUUCAUAUUUCUAUAUCUGAUUGGUACUAUGUACAUAUGUGACAAGGCUGGAACUAAUUACAAAAAUGGGAAUAUUUUUGACAAGCAUUAAGAUUUUUGUGAAUUUUAAAAUUCUGUCAAAAUAUGUAUCUGGGCAGACUGAUAAAAUGUGCUUAGUUACAACAUGUAACUAUUUUCCAAACUCAGUAAUUCCUGUAAAUUCUAAGAUGAAGUAGUGAUGGGCCCACUAAAGGUUAUGAGUUUAGUUUUAUAAUUAGUUUUAAAGUAGUGAGACUGCAGGAUAAUUAUGAAAAAUCUGAACACCUGCUGGGCUAUAUUUGUGAUAUUUCCUUAGUACGGACACUAAGCAUGCAGUUUCUAACUUGGGAGAUCCAAGUUCAAUCCUAAGUCCUGGCUGAUAUUUCCAUUUUGAUUUCCUGUAUUAUUCAGGUUUUAACAGUACAAGAGGGGAAGUUUCCUGGAAGUGGAAAUGUUUUAGUGAGAAUAAAUAUAUUCAUCUGGUGUGUUAGUUAAUGAGGAGAUAAAAUCAGUAGUUUCAAAAUUGUGAGGGAUUAAUCUAGAAAAAUCAAGUUAUUAAAAUGUAAUUGUUUAAUGAGUGGCGAUAGCAUAGUGAAUAUGCCGGGCUUUAAAGGACACUACAUGUUUUACAGUAGAAAUAUACUAUUUCAAAAUUAAGGCAGAUGAGUAUUGAUGAUGUUGAAUUUUAGAAAUGACGCAUUUCACUGGAAAUCAGCAGACAAGAAUGAAUCAAUUUUAGAAUGAUCCUUUUCAACACACUACUUAUAGCAGCAUGUUGGUAUAUGUUUAAUCCUCAUAUUUGGCCUCAGCAGUUCUUACCAAAGAUUUAUCUUAGCUACUUGAACUGCUUGGCUUAUUGAGCUAUCACAAGAUAAGUAAAGUUUGGGAAAAUCUGCAAUAGAACAUUGUUCCAUUAUAUUUAGAACUGCUUCUUCACAUUGAGUUCUGUAUUCCUUUGGGGCAUGUGGCCUAGCACUUAUUGAAAUUGGUUACUUCUGGAUCAAGCUCAUGUAUUUUAAGUACAAAUUCAAGGAAGUAAAUUGGCAAACCAAUGUGUACAGCUUUAGAGAUUAUGGGAAAUAUAUUGCCAUAGAUUUUCCGAUUCUUGCAUUAGCCAUUGACUUUGAUGGACGAACUGGACAAUCCCUAGAUCUAUAACUCUGUUCUUGUAUCCAGGGUAGAUUUUAGUUAUUGAAGUGUCCUUAGCUAUUAAGCAAUCUCUAACCAGCACUAUUGAAAAGUUUACAUCUUGCUUCAAAGUUAUGGGUGCUACUGUGAACUGGCCCCUGCAUUCUGUUUGUGCGCUGUAUAUUGACAGUGAUAUUGAUAGUAAAUCGGAGGAAAUGGAUAAUUAUUAGAAUGCAUUUGUGCAAGCAGCAGCUCUGAGAAUUUAUUGCAGUCACUGCCAUUUGAGAAGCAAUUGAAGCUGCAAUUGGAUGAUUUAAUCUGCCUUAUAAAUUACUGCCAUUGGUGGCCAACAUUAAUUUUGGGAUAGUUAUUCUAACUAUAAAAUUGUAGAUACGGAGCUAGGCUGUAAAAUAGUUUAGAAUUUUAAGCAUGUAGCAGAAUUCAACAUGGGAUGGAAUGAUAGUUAGCAUUUUCUAUUGUAAAUGUCGUUGUGUUUAAUUAAAAAAAUAUUAAUGCUUAAUUUUGUAAUCUACAGUGUAAACUUGUGUAAACAUAAAGAUAACAAAAGUUAGAUUGUUUUUAGGUGAGACUUGCUUAAAUUGUUUUGCCACAUCUUGGCUGUGGCAUUUAAAAAUCGUAUUUACCUGAGGUGUGUAAAAUGGGUUUCUGAAAAUUAAUUUGCAGUCUUUGUAAGCAUUAUAUACUGUUUCCCUUUUGAGUCUUUGUACUAAAGACAAUAAUUAGCCUUUGUGGCCUUUCUAUAUGUAAACAAAAUCAGAUCACAUGGAUCUAGCCGGAUACAUAAUUUUUAAAAAUUGCAAUUCUAACUUAAUGGCUCCACUGCACGGCACAAAUACAACAAAACACAGAUCUAGCAAUGCGUAAUACAUAAUAGUGCACUUUGUACAAGCCAUUUUGACAGUGGUGCUAAAAAGAAGCUGGGUCGUACAGUUUUGAGAUUUUUUAAUUUUUUUUAUCAACCAAAAUAACACGUGCAAAUAUCUUAUGUGCUUAAUAGAUGUACCCUCUCUACAUGUAAAAUGUAACUUCCAUAACUAAAAUGGUGAUCACUGACAUAAUCCAAAGGUAUUAGAAAUCAUAGCCUGUUAUUUAAAUCUACAACCUAUUCCAGAGUUUAAAGUCCUUGGGUUAAUUAAUAUUAAACGGAAGAUUUUAUCUUAAUUAUUAUGCAUUUUAACAGCUACAAUUUUAAUAAUACAUACCGAUAAAAUUAUAUUUGUAGCAAUUUGACUUACCUAGUCUUCAUGAGUCUGAUCUAGUAUUGUCUGUGAUGCUUCAAUGAAGAAUUAUUCAGUCCAGGUUACUUUAUAUUAAUAUAAACACUUGACAUCAUCCAUGCAAAACAAACCCUCUACUGAUAAUUUGGGCUCAGUUUAAAAAUAUACUCUGCUUUGUAGAGGGAAGAAGAAAUUAUUCACUAAAUGUAUGGUAAUACAGGAAUCCUACUGAUGUAGUCACAGGACAAAUCUGAGAUUUGUCUCAAGGCUAUUUCUUGCAAAAUGUAAAUAUCUUUGUAUUAUUACGUAUAAUAUACCACAGUUAGACUAUCACUUGACAUUGCUGUCACUUGUUUUUAGAUGCACCCCCUCUCUAAACUCCAUUUUUGAGAUGUUCGUGGUCUUGCAGAAAGGUCCAGCUCUUGUGCUUUCUGCUCUGUUCAGAACUGUGGUGCUGCCAAUUAUUUUCAUUUGUGAACUUUAAUAUUGAUUUAUUGUCCCAUUGUUUCCAAUAUGGUUUUUAAAGCUUCGAUUGUUUGUUGAUGCAAGACAGAUCAGAUAGUACUAGCAGAGCUGUCAACUGAAACUUUCAAUUUGGUUCUUAGAAAAUAACAGAUAUUUUAAAAAAGAAAGCAGCCAAACUGUAUUAAGCAGCUUAUCAUGUGUCAUUGGGCACUUAAAAGAAAAAAAAUAAACUAAUGCAAAAAAGCAUAUCUUCCAUCAAGCCAUCAUGCAAAAUGAAAAAGGUGCUUUGGAAAUAACUGAAUUUUAGAAAUAAUCCAGAGUGUCACCUGUCUUCUGUUUGCCUGUGAUCAGAAUAAACCUCAAAAUAUUAAAGAUUAGAAAACAAACUGUAAAACCACCUAAGGAAGUGAUGACAUUUCUCAGAUUAUUCCAUUUGCUUCAAAGAUUACUUCAAGUUGAAGUUAUAAUUAGUGAUUUUUUUUGUUUAGAUUUUUUUUGUGGGAGGUAAAAGAAAGUGAUUUGGUUCCAAGAUGGCUGUACAACAUUGUAUACUUUGAGUUACCAUCCUUUUAUUUAUUUGGCCUAUGUUUCUAUAGAAAUGUGAAUCGGAAUUCUGUGUUUAAUAUUUGGUAAAUGGCUUUAAUAUUAGUUUAUGUCAACACUGCACAAGAGGGGAACAGAAGAAUACUUGUUUUUUUUAAACCCAUAUUAAGGUCACUUGGACCUAUUCCUUUUGCUCCAAGACCAGAGAAGCCUUUUUCCAGCCAAAUGUUUUCAUGCUGUGCAAAGAAAUUAUCCAUAUUUUGGAGAAAAGGGCAUAGGAUCUGUCAGUUUGGUUUAAAAACCUGAUCUUCCAUUUACUUUUGUUCCUCUUCACCCUUCUCUUCCCACUCCCAAAAUGAAAUCUGGACCUACCUCAAUAUAUUACUCUGCUGCAUCCAUAAUUAUGAAAUGAUAUAUUUCCUUGCUUCAAACCAUGAUAAACCAAAAUAAAUAAUUUUUAGUUGUAAUUAAUUUUGAUUUGAUCUGAACUUGGGCAAAGAGUUUUUUCCCCCUUGAACUUUAUUAAUAGCGCUUUAUUUUGUUCUCUGUGCCUUGUGUAAUCAUCCCAUUGCAUGUCAAAAUCUGCUGAAGGGGUUAAAUAGUAGUGUAUGACUGUUGUACAUUACUGCUUAAAUGAACAAAAUACGUUAAAAACUUAAUAUAUUUUGAGAAAUUGUAAAACAUCGUUAUUUAUGCUGCAUUGAAUGAUCAGUAUUGUUGCACUUUCUCAGCAGUCACUUAUGCCAUAUGACGGCUGUUAACAAAAUACUGCGGAAAAACGAGGUGAUCCUGGACAAUAAUUUUAAAGGAAAAGAAUGCUACUUGUAAAUCCUUAGGGCAAAAGAGGAUUUAAAAUAUUUUCAAGUACCUCAAAAGCCUGACAUAUGCUGCAUUGAUAAAGUUUUGAGUAUUCUUUGUUUUGCUGUUUUAUUGAAUUGCACAAACUCAUCUACCUUCUGUAACUACUGCAAUUUAAGAUGUUGGCUUAUUUCUUAGGGCACUGGUAGAAUUGGGCACAAAGUGGACUUCCUAUAAAUUUUUCUUCAUGCUUUUAUGUUUUAGGAUAGGGUAGCUUGGAUCCUAAUUGAAAGUUGUUUUCUAGAUCUUUUAACCAGCACAAAUAAGGUUUGUUACUUAACCUAGUGUUUGUGGUCCAUUUGCGCGUGAAUGAAGCAGUUUACACUCCCUGUGGCAAUGAAAAUUCACAUUGCUUGCAGUUUGUUUUACUAAUGUUAUGUAAAUACUUUAGGUUAAAAUUGUCCAUUCCUUUUUGGUCAAUAUUUUUUAAUGAGCUAAAUAACUAUGCUGUAAUCUCUUGACAAGUAUCAUUAUAUAUGAAUUUGUGAAUAUAAGAUAUCAAUUUUUUUGACUAGCAGUAUGGUAUGAACAUUUUAAUAAUAAACUUAUGUAUCUUUAACAGGA
This is a messenger RNA of Leucoraja erinaceus (little skate), 9175 nucleotides long. RefSeq names its product protein argonaute-2. Gene Ontology annotation, cellular component: RISC complex. Gene Ontology annotation, molecular function: RNA binding; endoribonuclease activity, cleaving siRNA-paired mRNA; protein binding. The transcript has 19 exons. NCBI's taxonomy places the organism in Eukaryota, Metazoa, Chordata, Chondrichthyes, Rajiformes, Rajidae. The coding region runs from base 261 to 2837 and encodes 858 amino acids. Gene Ontology annotation, biological process: regulation of DNA-templated transcription; regulatory ncRNA-mediated gene silencing. The record is from RefSeq and is a predicted model, not a curated record.